AAGAAAAGUUCUUCUUUAAUGUUUUGUAGCUUGUAUAUGUGAGUUUCUACAAAGAGAAAUCAUGAACUUCAGACUCUCAUCACUGAUCCUGCUGUUACACAUUCAAGGGUCCCUAACAUUGGAUAACUUUAAUGUAACCUGUGAUAAACUGAAUAUUUGUGGUGCGAGGGGAGAACUGGUGACAGUGAGGUGCGAUUACUCAAACAUCAACUUCAAAACUGGGUUCUGGUUCAGUCAGAAACAGAGAACAAACUGGAGAAACAAAGAUGAACCUGAAGAUUUGACUUUAGAUUCAGAUUACUCAGGACGAGUGGAUCAGAUGAUCACUUACCGCUACUCACGACUAACAAUAAGAGAUCCAAGAGAGAGAGACAGUGGAGAAUAUCAGCUCAUGAUCAUUAUGAAGGAUGGAGUUAAACAUCUCAGCUCAGUCACAGUCAAUCUAACAGUUUCAGUUUUACAGGUGAAGAUGAAUCCUGAAUCUACAGGACAGCGAGUAAAACUGAGCUGUGAUUCCUCCUGCCCAAAAACAUCUGAAUAUGGUUACUUCUGGUACAAGAAUGGACAACGUUUAACAUUUGACCAAAACAUAUUUGUGUCAUCCAGUGAAAACACUGACAGUUAUUCCUGCCUUAAGAUUGAUUCAGAGUCCUCUUCAUCUGUGUGUCUUUCUAACAGUAGCUGUUGGGGUGUAACUUACACCUCUUCAGAAGUUUGUGCUUUAGUGGGAUCAACAGUAGAUAUUCACUCUUCAUACUCACAUCCCACUGGAUAUACAGUAAAUAAAACAUACUGGGAUUACAGUCGUUAUGAGGAAUUCAGAGAUCUGCGUGAGGUUCAUCAGUUUGCUGGUCAUGUGGAGUUUGUGGGAAACACACUGAGAAUCAAAGACGUCAACACGAGUGACACUGGAUAUUAUAAGUUCAGGAUCAUCACUAACACAUCAGAUAAAGUUUCUAGUUAUCCUGGAGUCUAUCUUACUGUUACAGGUACACGAGUGAAAAGCAGCCCAGACCCUGUGAUAGAUGGAGAAAAAGUGAUAUUAAGCUGUUCAACUAAAUGCACUCUGGAUAGCAAACAUACUUACAUCUGGUAUAAGAAUGGACAACAGGUAACAGAUGGAUUGACAUUAUUAAACAAGCUGUACCUGGACUCAAUCAACAGUGAGGAGCUACAAGAGUAUUCCUGUACUGUAAGAGAUCCAAUGGACAAAACAAAUGAAGCAGUGGACAGCUCAGUGUUUCUCUCUCUGUUGGUGUUUCUGCCUCAGUUUCUCAUCAUUGAAGCUCUGUGGAUGUGGUAA
Misgurnus anguillicaudatus (oriental weatherfish) is the source of this 1303-nucleotide messenger RNA. Lineage: Eukaryota; Metazoa; Chordata; Actinopteri; Cypriniformes; Cobitidae. The record is from RefSeq and is a predicted model, not a curated record.